AUGACUACUCUACCCAUUGGGGGCAAGGAGGCCCUCGCCGGCAACAAGGAGUUUAACGACCCUCCCGCCCCAAUACCAGCAACAAUUCACGACUCAGAAGCACUCUCCAAUAAUGCUCGCAUUGUCUUCUAUCGAAGCACACUCUUCCAGAUUCUGGUCGUGGGCAUAUGUGCAUUUACUGCCCCUGGAAUCUGGAGUGCGAUGAAUGGUCUUGGCGUUGGCGGAUCCCAGAGUCCCGAUCUCGUCAACGCCGCCAACGCCAUCCUCUACGCUUUUAUGACAUUCACUUGCUUCGCAGGCCCAUGGCUCACCAACGCGAUAGGUUUCCGUUGGACGCUGGCCGUAGGCACUUUAGGCUAUCCGCUCUACGCCGCUGGACUCUAUGUCAACAACCGAACUGGUGCUACUUGGAUGGUGUAUUUUGGAGCAAUAACCUGUGGCAUAUCAGCAGGCUUCUUCUGGAGUGUCGAAGGUGCCAUAGCAUGUGGUUACCCUGAGCAGCACAAACGUGGUCGUUACAUCGCGACGUGGUUCACGUUCAGAAAUUUCGGAAACAUCAUCGGUGGCGCCAUCUCUCUCGGCAUCAAUAUUCAUAUCAACAAACGUGGCAAGGUCGGCUACCAGACAUAUCUAGCCUUCAUCGCUAUCCAAUGUCUGGGGUUUUUCUUUGCCCUGCUGUUGUCCAAUCCGGAGAGAGUCGUUCGCGAUGACGGAACACGUAUCGAGGCCCCCAGAGGUAUUCACCCGCGCCAGGAACUCAAACAGAUGUGGGACCUUAUCCGAUCGAAGCCCAUCCUGCUUCUGAGUCCUUUAUUCCUGUACUUCGGUUAUAUACAAGCGUAUCCAGGAACGUAUCUGGCGACCUAUUUUACGGUUCGUUCGCGCGCUCUCGGCAGCUUUAUGAGUGCCGUGGUUGGUACGCUCGCCACGUGGCUUACGGGCUCGCUCGUCGAUCUCCCAUGGUUGAAAUCGCGACAGAAGCGAGCAGUCUGGACUUAUGGUCUCAUAGCGUCGUUGAACAGCGCAACUUGGAUUUGGGCUGUAUACAUCCAAAAUGAAUAUCGCAAGUCCCACCCGGUCCUAGACUUCGGAGUUCAAAGCACGUUCGGCCGAGGAUUUGGAGUGUAUCUCUUCGAGCGCAUCAGUCUGGGUAUGGUCGAGAACUAUAUUUACUGGUGCAUCAGCAAUCUUUCCGAUUCACCAGGUGAUCAGAUCCGGUACAGCGCCCUCCUUCGUGGUAUCGAGACCGCAGGUGUGGCGGUCGGCUUUGGUGUUCAGGCUGUUCCAACGGCGCUGAUCAUCACGGCGAGUAUUAACUGCGCAUUCUGGUUUAUUGCCCUCCCCUUCAGUUACUAUGCCACCCUCCAGGUCGUGCAGAAGUUCAACCAGAAUGAACAGCUCAAGCAGCAGAGAGAAUCUGAAUCUGGGUCCGAUCAGGAGGUACGCCCGGUACAACGGGUUUCAGCAGAUACGAAGUAA
Exophiala bonariae is the source of this 1479-nucleotide messenger RNA. RefSeq lists its product as uncharacterized. The transcript has a single exon. NCBI's taxonomy places the organism in Eukaryota, Fungi, Ascomycota, Eurotiomycetes, Chaetothyriales, Herpotrichiellaceae. Gene Ontology annotation, biological process: transmembrane transport. Bases 1 to 1479 code for a protein of 492 amino acids. The record is from RefSeq and is a predicted model, not a curated record. Gene Ontology annotation, molecular function: transmembrane transporter activity.